This is a messenger RNA of Harpia harpyja (harpy eagle), 2247 nucleotides long. It is a transcript of the gene SPTLC1, whose product is annotated as serine palmitoyltransferase long chain base subunit 1. Gene Ontology annotation, biological process: sphingosine biosynthetic process; ceramide biosynthetic process. Gene Ontology annotation, cellular component: endoplasmic reticulum. The record is from RefSeq and is a predicted model, not a curated record. Gene Ontology annotation, molecular function: pyridoxal phosphate binding; serine C-palmitoyltransferase activity. Lineage: Eukaryota; Metazoa; Chordata; Aves; Accipitriformes; Accipitridae. The coding region runs from base 47 to 1474 and encodes 475 amino acids. The transcript is spliced from 15 exons.
CCACGCCCAGGCAGGCUGCAGAAGACGGAAGCGGGCAGUUGCGGCCAUGGCGGCGGCGGGCACGGGGCAGCAGUGGGUGUUGGUGGAGAUGGUGCAGGCCUUCUACGAGGCUCCUGCUUACCAUCUCAUUUUGGAAGGAAUUCUAAUUCUGUGGAUAAUCAGACUUCUUUUCUCCAAGACAUACAAGCUUCAAGAGCGAUCUGAUCUAACAUCUAAGGAAAAAGAAGAGUUGAUUGAAGAAUGGCAGCCAGAGCCUCUUGUACCUCCUGUACCAAAAGAUCACCCAGCUCUCAACUACAACGUCGUUUCGGGUCCUCCCACCCAUAUAAUCACUGUUAAUGGCAAGGAGUGUAUAAACUUUGCAUCAUUUAACUUCCUUGGACUUUUGGAUAAUGAAAAGGUUAAGAGUGCAGCCCAGGCAUCUCUGAAGAAAUACGGUGUUGGCACUUGUGGACCUAGAGGAUUCUAUGGUACUUUUGAUGUGCACUUAGAAUUAGAAGAACGACUAGCAAAAUUCAUGAGGACAGAGGAAGCUAUUAUAUACUCAUAUGGAUUUGCAACAAUUGCCAGUGCUAUUCCUGCAUAUUCAAAAAGAGGGGACAUUGUGUUUGUAGAUGAAGCUGCCUGCUUUGCUAUUCAGAAGGGAUUACAAGCAUCUCGUAGUAAUAUCAAGUUAUUUAAGCAUAAUGAUAUGGCUGACCUUGAACGACUGUUGAAAGAACAAGAGACUGAAGAUCAAAAGAAUCCUCGCAAGGCCCGUGUAACUCGAAGGUUUAUUGUAGUGGAAGGAUUGUAUAUGAACACAGGAGAUGUUUGCCCUCUUCCAGAAUUGAUAAAAUUGAAGUAUAAAUACAAAGUUAGAAUAUUUUUGGAGGAGAGCCUUUCCUUUGGAGUCCUUGGAGAACAUGGGAGAGGAAUUACUGAACACUUUGGAAUAAAUAUUGAUGAUAUAGAUCUUAUUAGUGCAAACAUGGAAAAUUCACUGGCUUCUAUUGGAGGAUUUUGCUGUGGAAGAUCUUUUAUUAUUGACCAUCAGCGAUUGUCUGGUCAAGGCUAUUGCUUUUCUGCAUCCCUGCCUCCUUUGUUAGCUGCUGCUGCUAUUGAGGCUCUGAAUAUUAUGGAAGAUAAUCCAGACAUUUUUCAGACUCUUCGGGCUAAAUGCGAACGAAUUCACAAAGCUUUACAGGGGAUUUCUGGCUUAAAAGUAGUGGGGGAAUCUUUCUCUCCAGCAUUGCACCUACAGUUGGAAGAGAGCUGUGGAUCUCGAGAAAAUGAUGUGAAAUUACUCAAAAGAAUUGUGGAUUGUUGCAUGGAUAGUGGUAUUGCAUUAACUCAGGCCCGCUAUCUGGAGAAGGAAGAAAAAUGUCUUCCUCCACCCAGUAUUCGAGUAGUGAUAACAGUGGAACAAACAGAACAAGAACUGGACAAAGCUGCAUCACUUCUUAAGGAAGCUGUACAGUCUGUUUUGAAUUAGACUGCUGUUUUGGAUUCAUCUUUCCCCAGAUUAUCAGGAUAAGUGUUUUACACUGUAGAGUGACUUCAGAUAUUCAAGUUCUUCCACUGAUGGCUUUGAAACCUGAGUAACAAGAUUGUUCAGAAUGGUACAAAUGCAGUGAGGGCAAGAAUGCUGAAUUUUGGAACUGGUGAAUGACAGAGUGUACUUGCAAUUCAAACUCUAACAUUUACUAGCAUUCCUUAAAAUGGGAUAUCACUGUUGCAUACAGGACUCCUUCAUAAGUUACAUCUUAAAGUUUUAAAUUUAUUUCUUCAAACCCUUAAACAUUUUUUAAAAUGUAUAAGAACAUUGUUUUCCCCAUAAACAUCUAAAACGUAUAAUUUUCUCUGCAUAUUCUCAGAAUGUAGGAACUUCAAAUAAAUUUCAAGGAAUUAUUCCCUCCCCUCCACAAAAUAAUAUAGACUGUUUCUAAUACUACCAAAAUGGAGAAAAUAACACAUUAAGAGAUAAUUUUGUGCUAUAUUAUAUCAUUUAUUACUGAAUUAUAGGAAGAACUUCAAUUCUUUUUUGUUUAUAUCUUUCUUUAACCAUUUUUGGAAGCCAGUUUUUAAGAAUAACUGGCCAGAGAAUUCCAUUAUCUAAAUGGUAAAUUCAUAUUAAGUACUAUGCUUCCUGCAUUUCAUAUGUAAUUAUAUGCAUGUUUGAUAUUAUGGGUGAGGUUUUUCAUGCUAUUAACUUUAAAACAUCGAAACUGAAACCUCUGAAUUGUGAAACUGGUGUAAUUCCAUUAU